CAUACAUUUAUCACAUAUCAUAAUAAUUAUCUAAACACAACUAUUCACCAUCAUGUCUGGAAUGCAAUUUACAGAUAAAGUCGAAAAGGCUCUCGGAAUAGCCGAAAGUUUAGCGCGCGAGUUUGGACACAGCCAGAUUAUGCCAGCUCAUAUUGCGUGCGCGCUGUUUGACGAAACCGACGGUCAAUCACUGUUCAAAUCCAUCAUUGAAAAAGCCGGAUGCGAACCAGCGACGGUGGAGCGUGGUUACAAGAAGCAAAUGGUCCAUUUACCAGCUCAAGAUCCACCGCCUACUCAAGUUUCCAUCAGUCCUCAAGCGGCCAAGUUGUUGCGCAAUGCCGAAACCCAUAUGAAGAACCAAAAAGAUUCCUUUAUUUCCAUCGACCACGUCAUCUUGGCUCUUACAGACGAUACGAAUUCCUACCAACCCAUGAAAGACGCCGGGAUUACCAAGAAGGCGCUCGAAAGUGCGGUUUCCCAAGUGCGAGGUAAUCGACGCGUGGACAGCAAGAAUGCCGAAGAAGUUUACGAGGCGCUUUCCAAGUAUGCCAUUGAUCUGACCCAAAUGGCCGAAACCGGUAAACUCGAUCCCGUCAUUGGUCGCGAUGACGAAAUUCGACGUGUCAUUCGGGUGUUGGCUCGACGUACAAAGAACAACCCCGUCCUCAUUGGUGAACCCGGUGUGGGCAAGACUGCCAUUGUGGAAGGGUUGGCUCGCCGUAUCGUGGAACGCGAUGUCCCCCAAACGCUUCAGUGUAAACUGUUCUCACUGGAUAUGGGCGCAUUGAUCGCCGGUGCCAAAUAUCGCGGUGAAUUCGAAGAACGAUUGAAGGCCGUGCUCAAGGAAGUCAAAGAGUCCCAAGACGGUAUUAUUCUGUUUAUCGACGAAAUCCAUACGGUGCUCGGGGCCGGUAAAGGUGAAGGUUCCAUGGAUGCCGCCAACUUGCUGAAACCCAUGUUGGCUCGUGGCGAACUUCGAUGCAUUGGCGCCACCACCUUGACGGAAUACCGCCAGAUUGAAAAAGACCCGGCCUUUGAACGACGUUUCCAAAAGGUUGAUGUCGGCGAACCUUCGGUGCCAGCAACCAUUUCUAUUUUGCGUGGUUUAAAGGAACGCUACGAAACGUAUCACGGCGUCAAAAUUACCGACGCUGCCUUGGUUUCGGCAGCCCAGUUAUCUGAUCGUUACAUCACCACUCGUUUCUUACCCGAUAAAGCAAUCGACUUGAUUGAUGAAGCCGCCGCCAACACGCGAGUUCAGCUCGAUUCGAAACCUGAAGAAAUUGAUAUCCUGGAACGCAAGAACUUUCAGCUGGAGAUUGAAGCCAUGGCCUUGAGCAAGGAAAAGAGCAACAAGGAGUCGCAGGAACGUCUAAACCAGGUGCGCGAGGAAAUGGCCCGACUGCAGGAAGAGUUGAAACCGUUGAAAUUGAAAUACGACAUGGACAAAGGUCGUUUGGACGAACUCCGUGAACUGAAGCAGAAGCUGGAUGAACUAAAACGCAAAGCCAUCGAAGCCAAGAACCGAUACGAUCUCGCCACUGCUGCGGAUAUCGAAUACUAUGCGAUCCCCGAUGUCGAACAACGUAUUGCGCAAGUGACGGCCGAAAAGCAACGCAAGAUGUCGGAAGCCGCCGCUUCCGCCGAUCCCAACCAGUCGCAGUUGCUGAGUGAAGUGGUGCGUCCCGAGCAAAUCAUGGAAGUCGUUUCCCGCUGGACCGGGAUCCCCGUGCAGAACCUGGCCAAGAGUGAACGUGAGAAGCUGCUUCACAUGGAACAAGAAAUCUCUAAGAAGGUGGUCGGUCAAAACUCGGCCAUUCGUGCGGUUUGCGAUGCCAUUCGCUUGUCCAAGGCCGGUCUGCAGAACCCGAACAAACCAUUGGCCAGUUUCAUGUUCCUCGGUCCCACCGGUGUCGGCAAGACCCUCCUUUGCAAAACGUUGGCGGAAUUCCUUUUCAACGACGAACGUGCUCUUAUCCGUAUCGACAUGAGCGAACUGAUGGAACAGCACAGUGUGGCGAAACUUAUUGGUGCUCCUCCUGGUUACGUGGGCCACGAAGAAGGCGGUUUAUUCGAAGCCAUCCGUCGCAAGCCCUACGCCGUUGUCUUGUUGGACGAACUGGAAAAAGCGCACAAGGAUGUGGCCAACGUUCUGUUGCAAGUGCUCGAUGAAGGUUUUAUCCACGAUUCCAAGGGCCGCAAGAUCGAUUUCCGCAAUACCAUCAUUGUCAUGACCUCGAAUUUGGGCGCUCAUCUUUUGGCCGAACAGACUACCCAAGAAAUGGAUAUGGUGAUGUUGAAGGAACAAAUCCUGCAAAUUGUACGUCAACACUUUAGUCCGGAAUUUACCAACCGUAUCGAUGAAUUGGUCAUCUUCAACCGUCUGACGCAAAACAACAUUACCGAUAUUGUCGAUGUCCGAUUGCAUGAAGUUCAACAACGACUCCACGACCGCAAGAUCAAACUUCAAGUCUCCGAGGCGGCGAAACAGUGGUUGGGCCAGCAAGGUUAUGAACCCAUCUUUGGUGCACGACCAUUGAACCGUCUGAUCCAGCAACGUUUAUUGAACCCAUUGGCCCGAAUGAUUAUCGAUGGCGGCGUCCGUAACGGCGAAGUGGCUCACGUGGAUAUUGGCAAGCAUGGUACCGCCGAAGUGCUCCGCAAUCACGAAACCGAAAGUGAUUAUGAAGUAGAGGAAAUGGACGAAGAUGACAUGCAGGUGGAAGAAAUGGAUUAAACUGAAAAAAAAAAACGAUCUCCUUGUAAAUGUAUAGUUUUCAUCCACUCUUUGUAUAAUAUUUAAAAAUUGCAUGUAAAAAUUUUCUUUGGCAAAAAUAAAACAAAAACCAUGUAUCUACC
Molecule: messenger RNA, 2859 nt
Organism: Radiomyces spectabilis
Lineage: Eukaryota; Fungi; Mucoromycota; Mucoromycetes; Mucorales; Radiomycetaceae
Product: P-loop containing nucleoside triphosphate hydrolase protein
Exons: 1
Coding region: 53-2737 (894 amino acids)
Biological process (GO): cellular response to heat
Cellular component (GO): cytoplasm; cytosol
Molecular function (GO): ATP hydrolysis activity; ATP binding
Source: RefSeq, a predicted model, not a curated record